AUGAAAUAUCUCCUCUUUUAUCUGAUCCUAGCCGUCAUCUCCUGUCUCCUCCACAUCUAUCUCUUCUCCUACACCCUCCCAUCCCUUCACCAAAAGCCAACCGAUACCCUCCAUCACCAUUCUCCGCCAUGCGCUGAUCAUCGAUCGCCCUCAGGAUCUUCACCGUUGGAAUUAGAAUUCCACACCAAAGACGCGCAUGACAAAUCGCCACAGAUAACAAAAUCUAUCACGGGAAUGACCACAUCGGCGGAGGAGAAACAAAAGGAAAAAAGUGUACCAACAACAGGAUAUUGGUUUGGAGGCUAUAGAAUGGCGUUGAGAGAAAUGAUCAUGAUUGUUGCGGUGGGCAAUCCGCUGGUGUUGGGGGGUGUGGUGGGUUUGGUGAUUGCGCUUUUUAGGAUGAGGUAUGGGGGGUUGAUUGGAGGUUAG
Messenger RNA from Botrytis byssoidea, 429 nucleotides. RefSeq lists its product as uncharacterized. Lineage: Eukaryota; Fungi; Ascomycota; Leotiomycetes; Helotiales; Sclerotiniaceae. The transcript has a single exon. The record is from RefSeq and is a predicted model, not a curated record. Bases 1 to 429 code for a protein of 142 amino acids.